Messenger RNA from Aspergillus welwitschiae, 2139 nucleotides. RefSeq names its product nucleotide-diphospho-sugar transferase. NCBI's taxonomy places the organism in Eukaryota, Fungi, Ascomycota, Eurotiomycetes, Eurotiales, Aspergillaceae. The transcript has 3 exons. The record is from RefSeq and is a predicted model, not a curated record. Bases 1 to 2139 code for a protein of 712 amino acids.
AUGUCACGCAAGCAUGCUCGCAAUUCCAUGGUGGAAGAUGUGGUCAUUCCUGCCCAUCUCCUGGCCGCCACCACCCAAGUAAACGGUCCCUUUACAGCUCGGAGUGACGAGGCAUCUGAGUCUGGACCUGGCCCUAUUCAUCAGGCCAUCCGCACUGAGGCAUUGGAACGACAGUUUGGUCAGCUCCGCCGCUCAGCCAGUGUGAACAGCUCACAUCCACAAAAGCCUAAGGAUACUCGCUUCCGGCGCCAGAGUGCACCCUUGAGUGUAGCUGAGAUAUCUACGAUUGCGGAGAUCGAACCAGCACAACUAUCGCCCAAUGGGUCUUCUCAUGUCCAGUGGCAGCAUGGCCAGGACGACUUCGGAGCACACAGCAGACAGCUGAGCGAGUCAAUUCCGGCGACGAGGGGUGACGCGUGGCCUCUUCCACCCCGACCUCACAGUUACCGUAUCUCCCGCAUUGAGCCGACAGAGGAGCCUCCCCAACGGACAAACCGACACAGUAUAUACGAUGUGUACGAGAAGGCCAAAGAAAGGCGUAUCGCCCUGCAGAGAAAGUACUGGGUGCAGGUCCUCUUCGAAUACACGGUGUAUAUCUUCCUUGCAGCCUUCAUCUACUUCGUCCUGAUUGGGAUGCCCCUCUGGCGAGGUGCCGUGUGGUGGCUCUACUACGUAGUGCGUACCAAGUUUGUCAUCCCAGGUGGCUGGGGAAUCACAAUCGGCAUUGCUAUUCUCUACGCGUUCACUCCCUUGCUACUGCUCUUCGAGAAGAACCCUCCCCCUGUGGACAGCAAUUCAAAAGAGGGCGACCUUGAGGGCAAUCGAAACACAGCGAAAAGUACAGCCCUUCUCAUUCCCUGCUAUAAAUCUGCCAACAUUAUUGGCCCGACCCUCGACGCGGCGCUACACAUCUUUCCGCCUGAAAACAUAUUCGUCAUUGCGAACGGCAACUCCCCAGAGCCAUUAGACAACACUGAAGAAGUGUGCCGCCCAUACGGCGUAAACCACCUUUGGUGUCCAGUUGGAAGCAAGAUUAUCGCGCAGUUUGUUGGUUGCUACGCGGCUAAAGAGUUUCCCCAUGUUCUCCUGAUCGACGACGACUGCGCACUGCCUCCGAACUUUCCUGUCGUUAGUGACCGACUCAAAGGCCGUGUACAAUGUAUCGGAUAUACCAUCAAGAGUGUUGGGCCCGAGUCCUCACGCGGCACCUUAUGCCAGCAGGCACAGGACCUCGAGUACAAGAUAUCAGGCCUUCAGCGUGCAUUCGCCGGUCUUUUAGGCAGCGCAACAUUUCCGCAUGGAGCCAUCUCUUUAUGGAAGACCGACUUCCUGAAGCAGACCUUCCACGACCAUCCGGGUUUCUCUGUGUCUGAAGAUUGGUUUUUCGGUGAUAGCUGUCGUCGGCUAGGCGGCCGUAUCAAGAUGUGCUCUGCUGUUUUUGUUGAGACAGAGACCCCAUCCGCCGUCUUCUUCAGUUCAGGCGGCUCCCGAGGAGGAUUCGGCGAGAUGACCAUCUUCAAACAGAGAUUCAUGCGCUGGAACUUUUUCUUUGUCAACGGCAUGUGGUACAAUAUGAAAUAUAUCUUAUGCAGCUGGAAUCUCGGGUUCUGGGAGCUGGGCGCGAAGCUGUUUGUUUUUCAAGAGGUUUACGAAACCCUACUAUACCUCCUCGCUCCCUUCGUCCUACCGAUCUCACUCGUGGUCCAACCAGCAUUCUGCGGCAUCAUGUUGGGCGUCACCAACGGCUUGUACUUUCUAAACGUCGUCAUCUUCAACCUGGUACAUCUACGCCUGAAGAAGGAAGCUGUCUCCUGGAAAUGCUUGCUCCUUUACUAUAUGCCCUACAAGAUUGUCCUCUUCAUCAUCAACGUCGUCAGCUGUUACUGGUCCCUCUUCAAGUACGCCCGGUACUUCGCCACGAGACACCCCAAAGUCAUCGAGGAUGACAAGGCUGUGGAGGUAGUACUGCGUCUAGAAGAUACCACUAAUAAUGAUCCCAAGCCAACGAACAAGGCACCGGGUCUUGGUCGGAGUUUCUCCGUGACUAAGGUCCGGGCAAGGAAGACUAGCAACGCGGGCUCAAAACCGGCCGGGCCUGGAGGUGUUUCUGUUGCUGGUGCUGAGGGCUCUUGGAUUUGA